Diabrotica balteata is the source of this 309-nucleotide messenger RNA. The record is from the annotation of a GenBank genome assembly. NCBI's taxonomy places the organism in Eukaryota, Metazoa, Arthropoda, Insecta, Coleoptera, Chrysomelidae.
AUGACGGAAAGUGAAAGAGAUGAUACGUGUCGCGAAAAAAACACUAGAAAAAGGAAAAUUACAGGUCGAAUAAAUGAAGUAAUGAAGCGGUUAAGACAACAGAGCAAUGAAACAGGUGACGGUUGUCAAUGUAAGAGUUUUAAAACAGAUCAACAAAACCGAUUAAACAUUAUAAACAAUUUUAACCGUAGUGGAUGCAAUGUAGUACCUUGCAGCGAUUAUUGCCGAUCGGUGGGUCAUUUUGGCGGAUAUUGCGUUGGACCAACCUUAGAUACCUGUCAUUGUUAUGAUAUCGGAGGGAAAAACUAA